AUGAAUGGUGGAGUUUUAAGGGUUAAACAUCAUCUGGUUGGAGGCUUCUCUACUGUAACUCUCUGUCCUAAAGUCACUGAUCAUGUGAGGGAAGAAAUCAAAGCCUUCCUCUUAAACAAGGCUAAUGCUAAAGCUGCUCUCCAAAUGCAACAACCAGCCUUUGAUUAUGAUGAAGAAGUAGAAGAACCACGCCCAUCUCAGCCUAAUCUGAAGAAACGUAAGGGUCCUAUGGACAAGUUUGUUGCUCCUACUCCUCCUGAUGUCUUGAAAGGAAGAAAAGACAGAAAAGAUAUUUUUGGAGUAUGUGAUAAAGAAGAAAGGGACAAUGCUUGUAGAGCUAUUGCAAAGUGGUUCUAUGAUGCAGCGAUUCCUUUCAAUGCCGCCAACUAUGACAGUUUCAAGGAGGCACUUGAAUUAGUAGGUCGAUAUGGUUCUGGUUUUAAGCCACCAAGUAUGUAUGAGCUGCGAGUUCCUUUCUUGAUUAAAGAAGUUGAGGAAGUUGAGAAUCAGCUGGUGGAACACAAAACAGAAUGGGCAGCAAAAGGUUGUUCAAUCAUGUCUGAUGGAUGGCGUGAUUCAGUUGUUCAAAAGGACAUCAUCAACUUCCUUGUUAACUCUCCAAAGGGAUCAGUUUUCAUCAAAUCAGUUGAUGUUUCAGAGGCUGUGAAAGACGCUAACUUGCUGUUUAGCAUGCUUGAUCGUAUGGUUGAUGAAGUUGGAGAGGCUAAUGUUGUCCAAGUGGUAACUGACAAUGCAUCAAACUAUGUUAAAGCUGGUAAGUUUAUUUCUGUCUAA
This is a messenger RNA of Brassica napus (rape), 795 nucleotides long. RefSeq lists its product as uncharacterized. NCBI's taxonomy places the organism in Eukaryota, Viridiplantae, Streptophyta, Magnoliopsida, Brassicales, Brassicaceae. The record is from RefSeq and is a predicted model, not a curated record. The coding region runs from base 1 to 795 and encodes 264 amino acids. The transcript has a single exon.